Molecule: messenger RNA, 960 nt
Organism: Aureobasidium subglaciale EXF-2481
Lineage: Eukaryota; Fungi; Ascomycota; Dothideomycetes; Dothideales; Saccotheciaceae
Exons: 3
Coding region: 1-960 (319 amino acids)
Biological process (GO): mitochondrial citrate transmembrane transport; alpha-ketoglutarate transport
Cellular component (GO): mitochondrion
Molecular function (GO): tricarboxylate secondary active transmembrane transporter activity
Source: RefSeq, a predicted model, not a curated record
AUGAGCACCACUACUCCCGCUGCCGCCCAAGUUGGCGUUGCCGCUCCUCCCAAGCUCGAGAAGAAGCCUGUCAAGUUCAGCAACCUGCUGUUGGGUGCUGGUUUGAACCUGUUCGAGGUGACGACCUUGGGUCAGCCCCUGGAAGUCACAAAGACGACCAUGGCUGCCAACCGUGCCGACGGUAUGGCAGGAGCCAUUAGCCGUAUCUGGAGCCGUGGUGGUGUCUUUGGCUUCUACCAAGGUCUCAUCCCUUGGGCUUGGAUCGAAGCAUCCACCAAGGGUGCCGUCCUCCUCUUCGUCGCAUCCGAGGCCGAGUUCUACGCGCGCAACGCUGGCGCCAACAACUUCGUCUCCGGAAUUACUGGUGGCAUGGUCGGUGGUCUCGCCCAGGCCUACGCUACCAUGGGUUUCUGCACCUGCAUGAAGACGGUUGAGAUUACAAAGCACAAGGUGGCGGCGGCUGGCAUCAAGCCCCCGGGCACUAUGGAGACAUUCAUGAACAUUUACCGCGCCGAGGGUAUCAAGGGUAUCAACAAGGGCGUCAACGCCGUCGCCGUCCGCCAGGUCACCAACUGGGGAUCCCGUUUCGGUCUUUCCCGUGUUGCCGAAUCUGGUAUCCGCAAGGCUACUGGUAAGGACGAGAGCCAGAAGCUUGGUGUCCCCGAGAAGAUCCUCGCUUCCGCUCUUGGUGGUGGUCUUUCCGCCUGGAACCAGCCUAUUGAGGUUGUCCGUGUCGAGAUGCAGAGCAAGACCGUGGACCCCAACCGUCCCAAGAAGAUGACUGUCAGCAACGCUUUCAAGUACAUCUACCAGCAGAACGGUAUUAAGGGUCUCUACCGUGGUGUCAUGCCUCGUAUCGGUCUUGGUGUCUGGCAAACCGUCUGCAUGGUCGCACUCGGCGAUGUAGCAAAAGAAAUGGUUGAACGAGCCACAGGCGAGGCUGUUACCGCUAAGCACUGA